ACUGAUCGAUCUGGUGAAUCACGUUUCUCUUUAUUAUUCUAUGAAGAUUUAACUAUAUUCAUUCAAUUGAUUGGAUCACGUUUAUUAUCUACAUCACAUUACAGUCAUACAUCAUCAUCAACAGCGGCAGCAACAACAAUUCACACACCACCACCGCCGCCUCCACCACCACCCCUCCUAUGUAAUCAAUCCAAUAAAACGGAUGAAUUCGAUAUGAUGAGCACUUCUCAUCAUCAUCACCAUCAAGUGACUGCAUCAUCAUCUGUGUCAUCCUCAUCGUCAUUGUCUUCUGCCACAAGAAAAAAUACGCCACAACAUCCGCUGGAAUUAAAUCAAUCAAAGCAACAGUCUUCAUCAGCAGCAUCAGCAUCAGCAUCCACAUUAUCAGCAUCGUUUCAUAAUAGAAAGUCACAUUCUACACAGAAUAGUACAAUUCAUUUUCAUCGAAUUGAUAUUAUUACAUCGAUUGGACAAUUUAUUAAUCAUUUAUUUAAUUUGUUGGAUCGUGGUUAUGUUUUGAAACGUAUACGUGAUUUAUUGGUGUAUUUUGAAAUAUCACCAACAAUG
Molecule: messenger RNA, 567 nt
Organism: Schistosoma turkestanicum
Lineage: Eukaryota; Metazoa; Platyhelminthes; Trematoda; Strigeidida; Schistosomatidae
Source: the annotation of a GenBank genome assembly